Lactuca sativa (garden lettuce) is the source of this 3822-nucleotide messenger RNA. RefSeq names its product phragmoplast-associated kinesin-related protein (gene KINESIN-12B). Gene Ontology annotation, biological process: microtubule-based movement. Gene Ontology annotation, molecular function: microtubule motor activity; ATP binding; microtubule binding. The record is from RefSeq and is a predicted model, not a curated record. NCBI's taxonomy places the organism in Eukaryota, Viridiplantae, Streptophyta, Magnoliopsida, Asterales, Asteraceae.
CCCAAUUUGAUUUGAAUUUUUCGAUCCGCCCAAACCCCUUUCAAACGGCUACAGCUUUCUGUCUCUCUCUCCGUCUCUCUCUUUACAGUGUCUGUACUGUGUGUGUCUCUCAUAAUUUCUCGCUACUUUGUCUGUCGGAACCCUAAAUCUCCUUCACUAUCUCGAUCGCUACUCUGAACAAGGAUUUUGCAAAGAUGAAGCGUUUUAUUCAACCAAGAAGCCCCAUCUUGAGAGAGAAUUCUGUGGAUACACCUCCAUCAAACCCUACUUCGACAAAGCAGAGUAAAUCUUCUAGUCGAAAACAUAAAUCCCCCAAAGAAAAUGCUCCACCUUCUGACCCCAACGCCAUUCCAGAUUCGUAUCCUUCUCCAUCGUUUACUGGUAAACCAUCUCCCGGUGCUUCCAGUAAAUUGAAAUCUCCACUGCCACCCAGACCUCCUCCGUCUAAUUCUCACAAGCGGAAGCUUAGUAAUGAUUUUCUUCUUGAAAAUGGUGUUGCUGGAUCUUCGGAUACUGGGGUCAAGGUUAUUGUGCGAAUGAGGCCACCAAAUACGAAUGAAGAAGAGGGGGAAGUUAUAGUACAGAAGACAUCUGGUGAUUCUUUGUCAAUUCUUGGGCAGACAUUUACUUUUGAUUCUGUAGCCGAUGCAUCCUCAACUCAGGCACAUAUAUUCCAGUUCGUAGGAGCUCCCCUUGUUGAAAAUUGUAUUGCUGGAUUUAAUAGUUCUGUGUUUGCAUAUGGGCAGACUGGGAGUGGAAAGACCUACACAAUAUGGGGUCCAUCCAAUGCAUUGUUGGAAGAGGAGUUAUCUAGUGAUCAACAAGGAUUGACACCUCGUGUGUUUGAAAGACUAUUUUUUCGCAUGAAUGAGGAACAAAAUAAACAUGCUGACAAGCAACUCAUGUAUCAAUGCCGCUGUUCUUUUCUUGAGAUCUAUAAUGAACAAAUUACUGAUUUGUUGGAUCCAGUUCAAAGAAACCUUCAAAUAAGAGAAGAUACUAAAACAGGUGUAUAUGUUGAAAAUUUAACAGAGGAGUCCGUUUGCAGUCUAAAAGAUGUGACAAAACUUCUGAAAAAGGGGUUGUCAAAUAGAAGGACAGGAGCUACAAGUAUAAAUAUGGAGAGUUCACGCUCUCACAGUGUGUUCACUUGUGUUGUUGAAUCACGAUGCAAGAGCAAAGAUGGCUUGAGUUCCCUCAAAACAAGUCGAAUAAAUCUUGUUGACCUUGCUGGAUCCGAGAGACAAAAGUCAACAGGUGCAGCUGGAGAACGCUUAAAAGAAGCUGGGAAUAUUAAUCGUUCACUUUCACAACUCGGAAACUUGAUUAACAUUCUAGCAGAGGUUUCCCAAACAGGAAAGCAAAGGCACAUUCCAUAUAGAGAUUCCAAGCUGACAUUUUUGUUGCAGGAAUCUCUUGGUGGAAAUGCAAAACUUGCCAUGGUCUGUGCCAUUUCACCUUCAGAAAGCUGUAAGAGUGAGACUUUUAGUACAUUGAGAUUUGCAAAACGUGCAAAAGCUAUCAAGAACAAGGCAGUUGUUAAUGAACAAAUGCAGGAGGAUGUGAACACACUACGUGAAGUGAUUCGACAACUAAAGGAUGAACUAAUACGCAUGAAGGAAAACAACAAUUCACCUGAUCCAAAUACAGGUUGGAAUGCACGUAGAAGUUUGAAUCUUCUGAAAUACAGCUUAAAUCGUCCUAUGAUGAUGCUACCUCAUAUGGAAGAUGACGAGGAUGAAGAAAUGGAAAUUGUUGAGGAAGCUGAACAAGUUCUUUUGGAAGCCACUGAAGCAUGCAAAAAUAUGGAAACAGGUCUUACAGAAGAGACUUCUGAACAAGUUGACAAGUCUGAAUUAGUUACAACUGCUGAUGAUAAUGAAGAAAAUGACACAUUUACCACUCCUACCCUUACAAUACUACCAUCUGAAGUAUCCCCAAUCCUCAAGUGUCCAACUCCAAGUGUUUCACCAACAGUUACUAGUAGCAGCAGGAAAAGUUUAAGGACUUCUUCAACAUUUACUGCUUCCCAAAAUGCCCUUGCAAACAAUAUUUCUGAAUCUAUCAUGCUUUCACAUAAACAGAGUAGUGCUUUUGGACAAACGGAUCGUUUGGCUGCUAGUCUGCAUCAUGGGCUUGAAGUUUUAGAUAAAAAUAGAAAAAGUUUUGCUUUAGGGCGUUCAUCAUUCAGGUUUCCAUGUAAACCAGUUCAAAAAGAUGUUGGUGUUCAAACUUUUUCUCUAGAGAAUGUGUUAUCUGACGAGAUAGAGAAAUCCAUGGAGUAUUUGUGCAACAAUUGCAAGAGUAAAACAUCUGAAUUAGUAGAAGAUAAAGAUACACAUGAACAUGAUACUUCAAAUCUGCAGUUGGUUCCUUUUGAUGCGCCACAAUUGGUUGAAAAAUCCAAGCAGCUAGUUCCAAAAGUAGUGGAAAAAGUCUUGGCUGGAGCUAUAAGGAGAGAAAUGGUGUUAGAAGAAUUCUGCACUAGACAACACAAUGAAAUUAUGCAACUUAAUCGUCUGGUGGAACAGUAUAAACAUGAACGUGAGUGCAAUUCGAUUAUUGGGCAACUGCAAGAAGACAAAAUCGCCCGUCUUGAGAACUUAAUGGAUGGUGUUUUGUCUGCUGAGGAGUUUGUAAAUGAAGAAUUGACAUCUUUAGCAAAUGAACAUCAAACUCUGAAGGAAAAAUACGAGAAUCAUCCGGAAACUCUAAGGAAAGAAAUUGAGUUGAAAAGAAUACAAGAUGAAUUGGAACGUUACAGGAGCUUCUUUGAUAUGGGAGAGAGGGAUGUUUUAAUGGAAGAGAUUCAAGAUUUAAGGAGUCAACUUCAAUCUUAUGUAGAUUCUUCACCAAAAUUCUCUAAAACACAAACUCCUGUUUUACAAAUAACAUAUCCAUCUGAAACCAAUGAAUCCCCUUCUUUAUCCACAAUCCCAGAGUCAACCGAUGAACAGAGAUUUGAAUCAGAGAGAAUCCGAUUCAAUGAAGAAGAGAACAAAUGGAUUUCUCUUACACAAGAGUUGAAAAGUCAACUAGAAGCCAACCGAUUGCUUGCUGAAAAGCAAAAACAAGAACUUGAAACAGAGAGAAAAUGUUCACAAGAGCUUAAAGAAGCAAUGCAAAUGGCAAUGGAGGGUCAUGCAAGAAUGCUUGAACAGUAUGCUGAUUUAGAGGAGAGACAUAUGAACAUGCUAAUAAGGCAACGAAGAAUUCAAGAUGGAAUUGAAGAUGUGAAGAAAGCAGCUACAAAAGCUGGAGUAAGGGGUAAUGAAUCAAAAUUUAUAAAUGCCCUUGCUGCUGAAAUUUCAACCAUAAAGGUGGAAAGAGAAAGGGAGAGAGGGCGUUUUAGGGAUGAAAUUAAAGGGCUUCAAGAACAAUUGAGAGAUACUGCUGAUGCUGUACAAGCUGCUGGUGAAUUACUUGUGAGACUCAAAGAAGCAGAAGAAGCUGUUGCUUUUUCAGAGGCACGUGCUAGAGAUGCAGAAGAAGAAACACAGAAUGCCUACAAACACAUUGAAAAACUCAAGAAAAAACACAAGAAUGAUACACCAAUAUACAAUCUACAGGAGUCAAACAUCAAAGUUGACCAACAACAACAACAAAAACAAAAACCCAGAGAUGAGUUUGACCAAUUCUAUAAUGUGGAAAAAGAAGAGUUGACCACAUUACCAGAGUUCUCUGGAUACGAUAGAUGCAACAUAUAAGUACAAAAAUUUGUUAUCAACAUUUAUUUUGUACAAUACAUAAAUUCUUUUUUCAAGCAUAAUAUUCCGUUUGAAAUAUUUAACCACAAUAAUGUCUACUCUUUUUUCAAGCCUC